This is a messenger RNA of Zootoca vivipara (common lizard), 2122 nucleotides long. It is a transcript of the gene HSPA14, whose product is annotated as heat shock protein family A (Hsp70) member 14. NCBI's taxonomy places the organism in Eukaryota, Metazoa, Chordata, Lepidosauria, Squamata, Lacertidae. The record is from RefSeq and is a predicted model, not a curated record. Gene Ontology annotation, molecular function: ATP binding; ATP-dependent protein folding chaperone.
UGCCUCGAGGUGCACUGUGGGUAAGAAGUCUCCCGGCGACGGCGGAUCCAUGGCGGCCAUCGGGGUCCACCUGGGCAGCAGCUGCGCGUGUGCGGCCGCCUAUAAGGACGGUCGUGCAGAUGUUGUCGCCAAUGAUGCAGGUGACAGGGUUACUCCUGCUGUUGUUGCAUUUUCAGAAAAUGAAGAGGUUGUUGGCCUGGCAGCAAAACAAAACAGAGUGAGAAAUCUUUCAAAUACAGUGGUGAAAGUAAAGCAGAUUCUUGGGAGAAGCUCUGGUGACCCACAAGCUGAGAAGUACAUUGCAGAAAGUAAAUGUUCAGUCAUUGAAAAGAAUGGAAAACUAAACUUUGAAAUAGAUGGCAAACUUGUUUCCCCAGAAGAUGUUGCAAAACUUAUCUUCAGUAAAAUGAAAGAAACUGCUCAGUCUGCUUUGGGCUCAGAUGUUAAUGACACUGUGAUUACAGUACCUUUUGACUUCGGAGACAAACAGAAGAAUGCCCUUGGAGAAGCUGCUACUGCAGCUGGGCUUAAUGUUCUUCGGUUAAUUCAUGAACCAUCUGCUGCUCUGCUGGCUUACGGAGUUGGGCAAGAUUCACCUAGUGGGAAAAGCAAUGUGCUGGUGUACAAACUUGGAGGAACAUCUCUUUCUAUCACGGUUAUUGAAGUCAACAGUGGCCUUUAUCGUGUUAUUUCCACGAACACAGAUGAUAGUAUAGGUGGCAUUUGUUUCACAGAAGCCUUAGCACAACAUUUAGCAUCUGAGUUUCAAAGAUCUUAUAAAUGUGAUGUGAGGGAAAACUCCAGGGCCAUGAUGAAGCUCAUGAACAGUGCUGAAGUGGCAAAGCAUUCAUUAUCGACACUCGGAAGUGCCAACUGCUUCGUUGACUCUCUGUAUGAUGGGCUGGAUUUUGACUGUACUGUGUCUAGGGCCAGAUUUGAACUUAUUUGCUCUGCACUUUUUAACAAAUGCCUAGAAGCCAUCAAAAAGCUCUUGAAGCAAGUUGGACUUACAGCAGAUGAUAUCAAUAAGGUAGUUCUCUGUGGCGGAUCUUCUCGUAUCCCCAAACUGCAGCAGUUGAUCAAAGAACUUUUCCCUAGUGUCGAAUUGCUGAACUCUAUUCCUCCAGAUGAGGUCAUUCCCAUUGGGGCUGCCAUGGAAGCUGGGAUCUUGCUAGGAAGAGAAAAUACAUUUUUAGAUGAUGAGAUACUGCCUAUUGAAUGUUCUGCCAAAGAUAUCUUAGUCAAGGCAAUGGAUCAGUCAGGGGCUGAUAAAUUUGUGGUGGUGUUCCCAUCAGGAACCCCUUUGCCAGCUCGAAGGCAGCAUACUCUACAAGCCCCAGGAAGCAACUCCUCCGUCUGUCUAGAAUUAUACGAGUCUCUGGAAAAGAUCCCCAUAAAAGAGGACAACAGAUUUGCACAGAUUGUCCUCCAGGAUUUAGAUAUAAAGGAAGGUGGUCUGCGUGAUAUCCUAACUGUUCUCACAAUGAAAAGGGAUGGAUCACUGCACGUUUCCUGUACAGAUCAAGAUACCGGAAAAUGUGAAGCCAUUACUGUAGAGGUGGCAUCGUAGUCUUAAUUUAGAAGGUUCUGUUUUUUUAAUUGUUACCUCAAACCAGGUUUUAAGUGAGUGAUGCCAUGUGUACAAUACAAUAAAUACAAUACAAUGAAAAUAUGAAGUCUGCAUAGAUCUUUGGAAAACAGAAAAGUUGGGUCAUUACAGUCUUAAGAUGAAGCUGGUAACAGUUGUGUAUUUAGCAAUGAGCUGCAGAAAAUAUUUCAUGGAGCUAGAGUUUUAUGCAUGGCAACUGACAGAUAAGGGGUGAGCAUAAACAAGGCUUCCUAAAACCCAACAUAUACCUAAAGUGAUGGAAAUUAUAAAGACGGGCUCCACUUCUUGUGCUGUUGUCCAAGAGGCACCCUUUAGACCUGAAUGGUUCCUCCGCUCACAACCCUCUAGGACUCCUCUGAAUGCCAGAGCUUGUUUCAAGGCCAGCUAGUUUUGGCUAGUAAACAUCUGAGCAAUUACUUGGGAAGGUAAGUGAGAAAGGAGGAAAGUUGCUGAUUGUGUCAAACCCAUGACCUGAACACUGGACUCACUGUUACAGCAACCAGUCUUUUCUUU